AUGACGUCCAACAGCACCUCUUCGAUGAAGGGCCUGACGCAGUACAUCGCCGACCUGCGCGCCUGCCGCGUCCGCGAGCUCGAGGAGAAGCGCAUCAACAAGGAAAUGGCCCACAUCCGCCAAAAGUUCAAGGAGGGCUCGCUCGACGGUUACCAGAAGAAAAAGUAUCUCUCCAAGAUUGUCUUUACCUACAUCCUGGGCUACCAGGUCGACAUCGGCCACAUGGAGGCCGUCAACCUCAUCGCCAGCCCGAAGUACUCGGAAAAGCAGAUCGGCUACCUCGCCAUCACGCUCCUGAUGGACGAGAACUCGGACCUGGUCCGCCUCGUCGUCAACUCGAUCCGCAAGGACCUCGACGAGAUCAACGAGGUCAACAACUGCCUCGCGCUCCACGCCAUCGCCAACAUUGGCGGACAGGAGAUGGCCGAGGCCCUCGCCGACGACGUCCACCGCCUCCUCAUCUCGCCCACGUCCAAGAGCUUUGUCAAGAAAAAGGCCGCUCUCACCCUCCUCCGCCUCUACCGCAAGCACCCCGAGGUGAUCCCCGCAGAGGAGUGGGCGUCGAGGAUCAUCGCCAUCAUGGACGACGACAACUUGGGAGUUGCGCUGGCGGUGACCAGCCUGGUCAUGACCAUGGCCCAGGACCACCCGGACGCGUUCCACGCGUCGUACCAGCGCGCCGUCAGCCGGCUGCACAAGAUUGUCGUCGAGGACGAGUACAGCAGCGAGUACGUCUACUACAAGAUCCCCAUCCCCUGGCUCCAGGUCAAGCUGCUGCGGCUUCUCCAGUACUACCCGCCCUCGGACGACCCGACGCUCAUGUCGACGAUCCAGAGCGUGCUCGACACCAUCAUCAACAAGUCGCAGGACACGCCCAAGAACGUGCAGCACAACAACGCCCAGAACGCGGUGCUCUUCGAGGCCAUCAACCUGGCCAUCCAGCUCGACACCGAGUCGCCCAUUGUCGCCAAGGCGUCGGUGCUGCUGGGCCGCUUCAUCCUCUCGCGCGAGACAAACGUCCGCUACCUCGGCCUCGACACCAUGGCCCACCUCGCCGCCUACGCCGACAGCCUCGAGCCCAUCAAGAUGCACCAGAACACCAUCAUCCUCUCGCUCAAGGACAAGGACAUCAGCGUCCGCAGGCGCGGGCUCGAUUUGCUGUACAGCAUGUGCGACGUCACCAACGCCAAAGUCAUCGUCGCCGAGCUGCUCAAGUACAUGCAGGUCGCAGACUACGCGCUUCGCGAGGAAAUGGUGCUCAAGAUUGCCAUCCUCACCGAAAAGUUCGCCACCGAGUACAACUGGUACGUCGACACCAUCCUCCGGCUCCUCAGCUCCGCUGGCGACCACGUCAGCGACGAGGUGUGGUACCGAGUCAUCCAGAUCGUGCUCAACAACGAGGAUGUCCAGGAGUAUGCGGCGCGGCGCGUCCUCGAGCACCUCAAGUCGCCCUCGUGCCAUGAAAACAUGAUCAAGGUCGGAGGCUACAUCCUGGGCGAGUUUGGGCACCUGAUCGCCAACGAGGCGGGCGCCAGCCCGAUUGAGCAGUUCCACACGCUCCACUCGCGCUCGCACCUCUGCUCGCAGCCGACGCGGGCGCUGCUGCUGUCGACGUACAUCAAGUGGCUCAACCUGUUUCCCGAGAUUCGCGAGCAGAUCCUCUACGUGCUCAACCGCUACCGCCACGUGCUCGACGCCGAGCUGCAGCAGCGGGCGUGCGAGUACGUGGCGCUGGCCGAGCUGCCGACCGACGACCUGCUCCAGGCCGUGUGCGACGAGAUGCCGCCGUUCGCGGAAAAGUCGUCGCUGCUACUCAGCCGUCUGCAGAAAAAGCACAGCGACACGGGCGACAAGCGGACCUGGAUCAUCGGGGGCAAGGAGGCCAACCGCGACCGCGACCAGGCGCGGCAGGAGAGCCUCAAGAAGGGCAAGGCCAACGGCGGCGCCAUGCCGACGGGCGGGCCGGCGGCGACCGUGAUCCGCUCCGCGUCGAGGCCGGACCUGAUGGCCGGAGCGGGCGCGGGAGCAGGAGCAGGGGCAGGCUCCGAGUCCCAGGGCGACCUGAUCGGCGACCUCGAGGGGCUGGACCUCAGCAGCGGAGCCACGUCGGGUCUCGCCGGCACCGGCGCCGGCCUCGCGGCGAUCGCGGCAGAUGACGGCAUCUCGCCCGGCCAGCCGCUCAUCGGAGACGAGGCGUCGGCGUCAACCUCGCUGCUGGGGAGACCGUCGCCCUCGCCGUCGCCGUCUCCAUCACCGUCGCCAGCGCCAGCGCCCGCGACACCGACGCUGAGCCCGGGCGCCGACAAGAACUUCCAGCGGCUGUGCUUUACGGGCGAAGGGGUGCUGUACGAGGACGCGCAGCUGCAGAUUGGGCUCAAGAGCGAGUGGCGCGGCCACCAGGGGCGGCUGGCGCUCUUCUUUGGCAACAAGAUCUCGGCCAACUUCAAGUCGUUUACCAUCUCGAUACGGUCGCAGGAGCCCGAGGCGCUGGCCGUGACGCUGCCAAAGAUCCCGACCAACGUGCUCGAGGCCAUGACGCAGGUGCAGCAGGUGGUGCACGUGCAGUGCAAGGACCACUUCACGCUCGCGCCGCUGCUGCACGUCUCGUACCUGGCGGGGUCGCUGCAGGAGCUGCACCUGCGGCUGCCCGUGCUGACGACCAAGUUUAUCGAGCCGGUGCGGCUGUCGUCGGCCGACUUUUUCGAGCGGUGGAAGCAGAUCGGUGGCGCGCCGCGCGAGGCGCAGAAGAUCUUCAGCUUCCGGCUCGGGGCGAGCGGCGACGUCGACGUGCAGCGGCACCGCAAGGUGAUUGCGUCGGCGCGGCUCGAGGUGCUCGAGGGCAUCGACGGCAACCCGGUCAAUGUGGUGGCGGCGGGCGUGCUGCACAUGUCCGAGGCGGGCAAGGUGGGCUGCCUGCUGCGCCUCGAGCCCAACCGCGAGGCCAAGCUGGCCCGGCUGACGGUGCGCACCACAAACGACCUCGUGUCGGCCGAGCUGCUGCGCAUCCUCGUGUCGGCGCUCGGCGUGGACCAGGAGAAGCUGUAG
This is a messenger RNA of Pseudozyma flocculosa PF-1, 3045 nucleotides long. RefSeq lists its product as uncharacterized. Gene Ontology annotation, biological process: intracellular protein transport; clathrin-dependent endocytosis. Gene Ontology annotation, molecular function: clathrin-cargo adaptor activity. Gene Ontology annotation, cellular component: AP-2 adaptor complex; membrane coat. The record is from RefSeq and is a predicted model, not a curated record. The transcript has 3 exons. The coding region runs from base 1 to 3045 and encodes 1014 amino acids. NCBI's taxonomy places the organism in Eukaryota, Fungi, Basidiomycota, Ustilaginomycetes, Ustilaginales, Ustilaginaceae.